Lycium ferocissimum is the source of this 687-nucleotide messenger RNA. RefSeq lists its product as uncharacterized. Gene Ontology annotation, molecular function: nucleic acid binding; RNA-DNA hybrid ribonuclease activity. The record is from RefSeq and is a predicted model, not a curated record. The transcript has a single exon. Lineage: Eukaryota; Viridiplantae; Streptophyta; Magnoliopsida; Solanales; Solanaceae. The coding region runs from base 1 to 687 and encodes 228 amino acids.
AUGGUGGAGCCAUACAGAGGUUGGAGAUUGUUCUUCGACGGAGCAGUCAAUUAUAAGGUUUUCGGAAUCGCAACAGUUCUAAUAUCAAAGAAUGUAAGACACUACCCAAUGGCUACAAAGCUCAAAUUUCGUUGUACCAACAACAUGGCUGAAUACGAAGCUUACAUUCUAGGCCUCAGGAUGGCACUGGAUAUGGAUAUAAAUGAAUUACUGGUCAUCGAAAAUUUUGACUUACUGAUCGACCAAGUAGAAAGAAAAUGGGCCACCAAAAAUGAUAAAAUCCUGCCAUAUGUAAAUUUGGCACAAAGGGUGUGCAAGAAAUUUAGAAAAAUUGAGUUCCAACAUACCCUAAGAGCUCAGAACGAAUUUGCCGAUGCAUUGGCCACAAUAGCAUCAAUGAUCCAACACCCCGAAAGUAGUCACAUUGACUCGCUGGAGAUAAGUCUGAAAGAAGAACAUGUCUACUGUUCCCACGUGGAAGUAGAACCAGAUGGCAAACCAUGGUAUAAUGAUAUCAAGACAUAUUUGGAGAAACAGGAAUAUCCCGAGGGCAUCACAAGUGGGAGAAAGAAAACCAUUAGGAGGAUGGCCAAUGGUUUCUUUCUAAACAAAGAAGUGUUGUAUAAACAAACGCUGGAUUUGGGUUUACUCCGAUGCAUGGACGCCAUAGAAGCCACAAAACUCUGA